Messenger RNA from Acaulospora morrowiae, 2406 nucleotides. NCBI's taxonomy places the organism in Eukaryota, Fungi, Glomeromycota, Glomeromycetes, Diversisporales, Acaulosporaceae. The record is from the annotation of a GenBank genome assembly.
AUGGAAAAUCGUAAUGUUUACAAUCCUCUUCUUUUCGAAAUCGCCUGGGAGGUUGCCAACAAAGUUGGUGGAAUAUAUACGGUAAUAAAGUCUAAAACUCCGGUAACCGUUUAUGAAUUCGGUGACCGAUAUACUCUGAUAGGACCUCUUUCCUACAAAACUGCGCUUGCCGAAGUGGAACCCAUAGAAGUUUCCAAUCAUUAUAUGAAAGAAAUCUUGGAGGAAAUGUCUUCACAAGGUGUUAAAUGGAUUCACGGGCGUUGGUUAAUUGAAGGGGCUCCUCGGGUACUCCUUUUCGAUACACACUCAGUAUCCGACAGAUUAGAUAAAUGGAAAGCUGAUCUUUGGAAUGUUGCGGGAAUUCCGUCACCACCUAAUGAUAACGAAGCCAAUGAUUCUAUUCUUUUUGGAUACUUGGUUUCAUGGUUUUUAGGUGAUUUUGUCGCCAAAGAAAGAAGUAAAGCCGUAAUUGCACAUUUCCAUGAAUGGAUGGCAGCUUGUUCCAUCCCCUUGAUACGAAAGCGACGGAUCGACAUCACCACUAUUUUUACCACUCAUGCCACCCUGUUGGGUCGUUAUCUGUGUGCCGGAUCAGUAGAUUUCUACAACAACAUUAAGAAAUUUUCUGUAGAAGAAGAGGCCGGCACUCGUGGAAUAUACCAUCGCUAUUGCAUUGAACGUGCCGCAGCACUUUGUUGUGAUGUAUUUACCACAGUGAGUCAGAUUACCGCUUAUGAAGCAGAAUAUUUGCUAAAGAGGAAACCUGAUGCCGUAUUACCAAACGGUCUAAAUGUCAUAAAAUUUUCGGCCAUCCAUGAAUUCCAAAAUAUCCAUGCCCAAAAAAAGGAAAAGAUACAUAAUUUCGUGCGUGGUCAUUUCCAUGGUCAUUACGAUUUUGAUUUGGAUAAUACUCUUUAUUUCUUCACAGCUGGCCGUUAUGAAUACAGAAACAAAGGAGUGGACUUAUUUAUCGAGGCAUUGGAUCGACUGAAUCAUCGAUUAAAAGCGUGCAAUUCUCCAGUAACUGUGGUGGCAUUUUUAAUUAUGCCAGCAGCAACCAACUAUUACACUGUGGAGUCACUUAAGGGACAAGCUGUUACCAAACAGCUCCGUGAGACGGUGAAAGAAAUUACCGAUAGAGUUGGGAAAAGAUUGUUUGAGAGAGCUGCUCGUUACACCAGUGGCGACAUUAUGCAGAAGGUGAUGGAUCCAUCUAAUUUACUUACCAAAGAUGAAGUGAUCUUGCUGAAACGUCGUGUCGUUGCACUCAAACGUGAGUCUCUCCCACCAAUAGUCACACACAACAUGGUGGAUGACGUCAGCGAUCCGAUCCUAAAUCAACUACGUCGUCUUCGUCUAUUCAACGAUCGCAUGGACAAAGUAAAGGUGAUCUUCCACCCUGAAUUCUUAAACUCGAAUAACCCCUUGUUCGGUAUGGAUUACGACGAUUUUGUACGUGGAUGUCAUCUCGGUGUGUUCCCGAGUUACUAUGAGCCUUGGGGUUACACUCCAGCCGAAUGCACCGUGAUGGGCAUCCCCUCGGUUACCAGCAAUCUAUCGGGCUUCGGUUGUUACAUGAGCGAAAAUAUUGAAAGCACUUCCGACUAUGGUGUCUAUAUUGUCGAUCGUCGAAAGAAAUCCUUCGACGAGUCCACCCAACAACUUGCGGAUAUCAUGUUACAAUUCUGUCAGAAAUCGCGACGUCAACGAAUCAAUAUGCGCAACCGUACAGAACGCUUGUCGGAUAUUCUCGAUUGGAAGUUGAUGGGUAUGGAAUACACUCGAGCAAGAAAAUUAGCGCUACAUCGAACAUAUCCCGAAUGUUUCGUAAGCAAAAAUCUUGAUGAUCUCCAACGACGCAGAGUAAAAAUCUCGCGACCAUUGUCGGCAUCCGGGUCACCAAGAAUAGAUAGUGGUACCAAUAGUGGCAGAAGUAGUGAUGUGGAUUUCGAAGAACAGAUCUCACAUUUUAAAUGCAGACAUCGCGACUUUAACGAAGAGAAUGAUUCAGAUUAUUACCGAGACAAUGAGUAUGACUAUAUUGAUGAGAAUAGAUAUCGCAACCAUAGAGAAGAGUAUAAUUCAGGUCAUCACGGCUAUAAUGGAUAUGAAAGCACUGACAAGGAAGAGAUGGGUGGACGAUAUUAUCAAGUAUUCGGCGAAAAGGAAUAUGAUAUUGUAAGUUCUGACUAUUAUGAAGAGGGCAAAUAUCACGAAGGAAUAGAAUACUCCGACAACAGCUGUUUCGAAGAAAAAGAUUUUUCUUCACCAAAAUUCUGUAAUACUUGUAACAAAAGAGGACACCUUAUGCGAGAUUGUCAUUCAUAUGUUAGGUCCCAAAGAAAAAUAAACCUUGAGAAAAAAAGUCAUCAGAAGGCAAGAAAAAACAAGAGGAAAUCAUAUUAG